Messenger RNA from Aspergillus tanneri, 1791 nucleotides. RefSeq lists its product as uncharacterized. The coding region runs from base 1 to 1791 and encodes 596 amino acids. The transcript is spliced from 5 exons. Gene Ontology annotation, cellular component: nucleus. Gene Ontology annotation, biological process: positive regulation of transcription by RNA polymerase II. The record is from RefSeq and is a predicted model, not a curated record. Gene Ontology annotation, molecular function: DNA-binding transcription factor activity; transcription cis-regulatory region binding. NCBI's taxonomy places the organism in Eukaryota, Fungi, Ascomycota, Eurotiomycetes, Eurotiales, Aspergillaceae.
AUGAGCGGCAAAGUGGAUUCUGCCCGACCCGACAAGGUCCAACGAGCACUGGGUGCCGCCAUUGAUGCCCUGGGAUACCUAGCACGACCAGCAACUGGCUCCAAUACUUUAGACUUUACUUACGUGGACCGACUGCUUUCCGCGGUGGUAGAACCGCCGUCCCAAGGCAAGCAGAAAAAUGGACGCCGGGGUAUUGCGGUGAUCCGGCAGUGGAUGGUGGAGGAUGGGCCAGGAGUUGCACUACUAGAGAUCCUGGGACAGCUCCUAUGGCGGGUGGUAGAUAUGAACAGUGAACAGUUGGAAUGUCUGCGAUCCGAAUUGCAUGCGCAGCCACGGUACCAUGCGCUUAUCUAUGACCCAUGCUCGGCUCAACUUGUACUCCAACGAUUGGAACGGGUCCGGCUACAUAAGGAGAAAGCGUGUAUGGAUUUGCGAGCCAGUCUUGUUGGGUUCUCCACGGAUUCUGCGCACUCCGAUGCGUCGUCCGCAGCGUCUGAGAUUGAACGACCAUACUCUGCGGACUGCGGUUCAGUGAUCUCUGAUUCGGCCAGUACUAAUUCUGAACCACUGUCGUGGGACCCUGUUCUCUCCUACAAUGGAUUGAUCAAAUUGAGGCCGGCCACAAUAAACUACCGCGGACUUUGGAGCAAUGAGAUGGAGCGAGAUCUCUUGGACUUUUAUAUCAACAUGUUUGCCCCGAGUCAGACACUAUUCGCCGAAGAAAACGCCUACUUGACUAUUCUCCCACUUGCACUGCAUUCCGAGAGCACGCGGAAUGCACUGUUUAGUGUCAGUGCGUCAUACAUGCGGGAAUACGCCCUGUCCGACGCGAUGAAAUACGGGUACAUGAACCAUAACUACAUGGUCCUGGCAGCGCAGGCGCUGCAACGCGAUCUUAGUGAGGGACAUGGCGCCACGGAUAGCUGCUUAGCGGCCGGUAUGUUGCUGGUGCACCAUGGGGUUGUCAACGAAAACGAGACAGAGAUGUGCUGGUCAUGGCACGUCCGGAUGAUUGACGGCUUUCAGCAAGCCAGGGGAGGGUUUGAUCCCUCCUCGGAGCCAGCCCUGUUCAUGAACUAUCAGUUGACGCUGGCGUUGACGGCGCAGACGUCUGCGCAAAUCCAGGCGCAGCGCUUUGGCUCUUCAGAUUGGCUGCUGCAGUGUUCGGGUCGCGAGUCGCAACGAAUUUGUGGCAUUUUAGGCAUGUCUCGUCGCAUGCUGAGCAUGAUCUCGCGCAUUACGAUGCUUGGUACGGCACAGGUGUCUGAUGAAGAGCGAGUAUCGACGGCAGAGUCUCUCGACGAUGAGAUAGCAAUGAUGAAUCAAUGGUGCUACCAAGCUCCGGGAGAAGCGCUCGAGGUGGCAUUACAGACGGCGCAGGCUUAUCAAUUAGCUGCGCGCAUCUACCUCCUCUGUCGGGUCCUGGGGGCGACACCAUUACAUUCACAAGUAGCUAGUCUACAUGCGAAACUCUAUGAUCUGGUCAUGCGAUUACCGAUCGACGGAAUGCUGUACACUGCCGCGUACCCUCUCUGGUGCUGCUUCAUUGCAGCGCUGACGUCGGGGUACUCUGAGAAGACCGAAAUCCUGUAUGAGCGAUUGAAUAGUAUCCGCACACGCAACAAAGGGAUGAGUAUGGUUUCUAUUUCAAAAUCACGACGAGGUUCGCAAUUGGAGAAUAAAUUGGAAGAGCUGGACCAAUCAGAUAAGAAGGCUGAUAAGCUGAGCAAAAGUGUGGGCGAUUUGAAUGCCAAAAUGGAUGAAUUUAUGUCCACGGCAAAGGUCGAGUAG